Molecule: messenger RNA, 1576 nt
Organism: Solea solea (common sole)
Lineage: Eukaryota; Metazoa; Chordata; Actinopteri; Pleuronectiformes; Soleidae
Product: oocyte zinc finger protein XlCOF6.1-like
Exons: 2
Coding region: 102-1256 (384 amino acids)
Biological process (GO): regulation of transcription by RNA polymerase II
Molecular function (GO): DNA-binding transcription factor activity; RNA polymerase II cis-regulatory region sequence-specific DNA binding
Source: RefSeq, a predicted model, not a curated record
AGCCACACAGAGCUAACGGGGCUAGCUUACCUCUGUGUAGACACUUGUGUUCGCGGGUGGGAAAAAAAGAAAACUAAAAUCCAGUUGUUAACGGAGCAGCGAUGUCGUCGAUCGGGUAUUUGAGGGAUUUAAUCAGCGAGCGACUAACUGCUGCUGCCGAAGAAAUAUUCCGAGCCUUUGAAAAAACCGUGGUGGAGUACGAGGAGGAGGUGGAUCGUCAGCGGAAACUGUUGGAGAUCGCCUGGAAACCUGAAGUAAAGUUAGAGCGGAUAGAGCUUCCACGGCAUGAUGUUUUUACGGAGAAGGAGAUUCUUAUGGAAAAGUAUGUUCUCACUGAGCAGCAGCUCUGUAACCAGGAGAUGAUCUCCAGUCUGGACCAAGAGGAACCAGAGUCUCAACAGUUUAAAGAGGAGCAGAGGGAAAUGUGCAUCAGUCUGGAGGGAGAACUGCUUGAACUCAAGCAGGAGGCUGAUGCCUUUAUAUUGACUCCUGAUGCUGACCACCAGCUCCUCUCUCCAGUGGCUGAGAGUCAAGAUCAGACCGGAAGCAAAAAUGUGGACUCUGUGUUGACUAGAAAUGCAGAGUUGGAUGCACAUGAGAGACGUCAUAAAAGAAGACGCCACAGGAAAAAAGUAGACAACUCUCACACACGUGAGAAGCUUUUUAAAUGUGACACUUGUGGGAAAAAAUACGAGUUCAAGUAUCAAUUAAAUUCACACAUACGACUCCACACGGGAGAGAAACCAUACUCUUGCAACACAUGUGGCAAAUGUUUCAGGGUGAAACCUGAAAUGAUGGAACACGUCAGAAUUCACACGGGAGAGAAGCCGUUCCACUGCGAGAUAUGUGGACAAUGUUUUCGAAAGAGGCUGACUCUGAAAGUACACAAAAGACUUCACACGGGCGAGAAGCCCUAUUCUUGUGAGGCGUGCGGGAAGUGUUUCCGACACAGACAUAGCUGGAUAAACCACAAAAGAACUCACACGGGCGAGAAGCCCCACGCUUGUGACAUUUGUCAGAAGUGCUUCAGUCGGGAGGAUAACUUGAUGACACACAAACGCAUACACACGGGCGAAAAGCCCUAUAUUUGCAACAUUUGCAACAAGCCUUUCAUGCGUAAAGAGGGCCUGACGAGCCACAUGAUUAUCCACACGGGUGAAAAGCCAUUUACAUGUGAAACAUGUGGAAAGUGUUAUCGACAUCAGUCGACUUUGAGAGCACACAAAAGAACUCACACCGGUGACAAGCCUUUGUAAUUUUUGUACGCAGAGGUAACUUGAGCACCUGUCAAUUUUAAAAAGCAUUUACAUAGCAAUUUCAAACUUUAUGAAAAGGUUUUACAACUCAUGUCACCUUUGUUGGAAAAGGUUGCUUUGAGAAUCAUUUAAACACAUAAGAAACCAUUGAGGCAAAAACUUCAGUGUUUGUGUUUAUUGAUCAUCAGCAGUGUCUUAUUUUCAUCAUUGACAUUAUUUACAGUAUUUCUAUUAAACAUUUAUCGUAGUCUGUUUUUUUACACCAACUGUAACUAUUAUUGUCUUCCUGUCAAUUAAAGUCUCACUUCUCAUUCUGUCAA